UAUUAAUAGUACAUACUGAAGUAGGAUGUACUAGUACUGUAGCAUCACACCACCUACUUAAUGUACGUGACUAAACAACGGAGCCAGAUGAACCAUCCCUUCCCAAAUCAUCUGAAGUGUCUGCUACGUACUGGUACGUCGUUGGGUGUGGCGGAUCAGCACGAUGCCCGAGGAGUGAGUUGGGUAAGGAAACGACCAGAAGCGGGGCAGCAUGAUUUGCAGCACCCAUCAACUUGUUGUUGCCCCAAGCAUGGUUCAGACCAUGCCAGCAACCACAUAGUCUCUCACGACAGUCAUGUCCACAUACACGAUAGGUACACCUCGAUUGGAGCCAAACGUUGCCUAGUGGGUUCGUACGGGAUAUACAGUCGGUGUCGAGCCAGUCGAAGUGGCAGGACGAUGUUCAGAGAGAUCUUGUCCGAUGGGUAGCUAGUGGCAUGGCUAGAAUACGACGGAGCUCGUCUUCGCGGAGACAGCAGGGGUGCGACGACGACGGCAGCAAUGAUGCGGACCUUCAAGCCGUUGGAUACUCAUACCCAGCAUUACGUCAGUUGUCC
Molecule: messenger RNA, 557 nt
Organism: Aphanomyces astaci
Lineage: Eukaryota; Oomycota; Saprolegniomycetes; Saprolegniales; Verrucalvaceae
Exons: 1
Coding region: 61-429 (122 amino acids)
Source: RefSeq, a predicted model, not a curated record